UUUUAGACAGAUUAGUGACUGUUGUUGUAAAGGCUAUCUUUAUAGUAGGGCAGUGGAUCGCAAAUUGUCAAGAUCAAAAUCGUGGAACAUGGCAUCUAAUUUUGCUAAUACAGUGUAUAUUUCCACUAUUCCAUUUGAGGAUUUGGGAUAUUACUGUUGUCCAAUAGUAGAAUGCAAUUAUUCCACAAGAUUUGCAAAAAAGUUGUUGAGUCACUUAAAUAUAGUUCACAGCAAGGACAAAUACUUUACAAGUCCAUGUUUACACAGUCCGCAGUGUCCUCACAAAGCAGCCUUUACUUCAUAUUCUGGUUUAAGUAAACAUCUCAGAAAAUUUCACCAUUCUUUCUUUCAUGGUGUUGUGCAAGUGCAACCUGUCCAGAUAGAGAGGCAAGGAUUUGUGUGUGAAACACAGACCAUUAAUGAUAACGGUGAAACCCAUAAUGAGCAAACAGACAACUCAACUACCGGUGUGAACUCACAAAGAGAUACUAUAAAUUUACAAGAACGAUGCGUGGAAUUUGUAUUGAAGUUGUUGGCUGAACAGAAAUUGAAUCACGUAAAUGUUCAGUAUGUUACGCAUCAGUCAAAAGCUCUCAUCAGCCAUUGUGUAAAUCUGAAAAUGGCUCAAGUUCUAUCUGUCCUUGAAGAAAAUGGCAUUGAUUCUACAUGUUUGAACGAUGUCAUACAAAGCCACGAAAAUCCCUUUAUCGAACUUCAGACUCAGUAUUCACAAAACAAAUUUUUUGUGCGUCAAUUUCGGAUGAUUUUGCCUCAAACAAUAACACUUCCAGUCGGUCCUAAAGACUAUGGUCGUCAUAGAACGGGGAAAAGCCAGCACUAUAAAGAAAAGGAAUACAUCUACAUCCCCCUUUUGCUUCAAUUAGAGAAGUAUCUAAACUUCGCCGACGUAUCUGAGGCUAUAUCUAAGCCAAAGGAUAAUCUAUCUAAUAUUUAUGCACAUUUUGAGGAUGGAUUAUAUUUUCAAGGUAACAUUUUUUUCCAAAGUCAUCCCGAUGCUCUUCAACUGCUUGUUUAUAUCGACGAAUGUGGGAUGACGGGUGACAGAGGAAAUCGAUCGAAGAAAAACAAACUUGUUUUCGUUUACGGUUGUUUAGGCAAUCUGGAACGAAAACAUCGAUCCUCCUUUAAGUCAAUGUUUGUCAUUAGUAUUUUUCAUAACACAGUUAUGACACGUUUUGGCCUAAACGUAUUAUUGCGCCCCCUUGUAGAUGAUAUUAAAAAAUUAGAGUUAGGCGUAAAUAUGUCCGUUGGUGGGAAAUCUACUAUUGUGAGAGGCACCCUAGCAGCCAUCGUUGCUGAUAACCUUGCAAGCCAUCAAAUCGGGGGUUUUAAGGUUGGAUUUGGAAAGGGGUUUAGGAAGUGUAGGUUUUGUUUGGGAACUAGUGAAGAUAUAAAAAACAAAUGUUUUGAUAAUGAAUUUUUCCCGCGAACAAAAAUACAACAUGAGCAACAUUGUUCUUCGUUGCACUCAGAGGAGCUAAGAGAUCAUUUUCAGAGAACUUAUGGCAGGGACUAA
Daphnia magna is the source of this 1537-nucleotide messenger RNA. RefSeq lists its product as uncharacterized. The coding region runs from base 89 to 1537 and encodes 482 amino acids. NCBI's taxonomy places the organism in Eukaryota, Metazoa, Arthropoda, Branchiopoda, Diplostraca, Daphniidae. The record is from RefSeq and is a predicted model, not a curated record. The transcript has 4 exons.